Molecule: messenger RNA, 1236 nt
Organism: Oryza sativa Japonica Group (Japanese rice)
Lineage: Eukaryota; Viridiplantae; Streptophyta; Magnoliopsida; Poales; Poaceae
Product: late embryogenesis abundant protein D-34
Source: RefSeq, a predicted model, not a curated record
GACGCCGAUCACCACGUCCGAUCAUACAUACUCUCGAUCCGCCGGAGCACCACCGGAGUAAGCAUUACCACUACUACUACGAGCUAGCUUGCCGGAGGAAACAGGGCACGGAGGGAUAGAGGUAGCCAUGGCGCAGCCGCAGCCGCAGAGAAUGGAGGACCAGCUGCAAUCCCAGGCCCAGGGCCAGGGCCAGGGCCAGACGGAGGCCAUCAAGUACGGCCACGUGUUCGCCGUCACGGGCGAGCUCGCCGGCCAGCCCAUCGCGCCGCGGGACGCCGCCGCGAUGCGCUCCGCCGAGGAGAGCGUGCCGGGCGUCCCCGUCCCGCAGGAUAUCGGCGGGGGCUACAGCGCCGGGGUCGCCAUGGAGACGGCCGCCGCGUACAACCAGGCCGUCGCCGCCGUUCGUCCCGGCCAGGCCAGCGACGCCGCCACCAACCAGGGCAUCGCCGUCACCCAGACCUCCGUGCCCGGCGGCCGCAUCAUCACCGAGUUCGUCGCCGGCCAGGUGGUGGGGCAGUACUCCGUCGCCGACCAGGCGGUGGAGCAGGACGCGACCAAGAUAACCGUGGGCGAGGCGCUGGAGGCGACGGCGCUGGCCGCGGGCGAACGUCCGGUGGACAGGACGGACGUGGAGGCCAUCCGCGCGGCGGAGAUGGCGGCGCAAGGGUCCGACGUGACCAUGCCCGGCGGCCUCGCCGACCAGGCGCAGGCGGCGGCGCGCUCCAACGCCGACGCCGACCGCGACGACGACAAGAUCACGGUGGGCGAUGUCCUCACGGACGCGACGGCGAAGCUGGCGGGGGACAAGGUGGCGGGGGCAGAGGACGCGGCGAAGGUUGUGCAGGCGGAGACGUACAGCGACGCCGCAGCGCGGACCAGGGCCGGCGGGGUGGGCGCCGCGGUGUCCACGGCGGCGAGGCUCAACCAAGCCGACGACGACGCCGAUGACGACGCUGAGUGAACCAGUCCCCUGUACUUUUUUGUGGUAUCACUGUGCCGGCCCGUACACAGCUAGUGCGUGUCCCUGUACCUUUUGCGUGUGUAUAUGCUGCAGUCAGAUGAGUCAAGCGUGUGAUGUCACCUGUUGCUGUGGACACAAAUAAAGAAGCGAGUGUGGUGGUGUUUCCCAUGGUUUGCACCAGUCUCCUCUGAUGCAGUCUCGUUCUCUGUUUCUUUUUGCUGAGCUCUUCAAGUAUGGAAUGUAAGCACAUAAUCAAGCCUGAGCUAGCUUCCUUC